UUUACCGCAGGUAUCCGUGCAUCAACCAACGCUGAGGAAGGUCAACACGACACAGUAAUAGGUGAACACGUACUAGCAUCUAGAGAAGGUUUUCCUCUUCUUCAGAUGAUCACUGCCAUCGAUUUUGAUGAUGGACAUGGCCUACUGCUCAUUGGAACUGAAUCUGGGGAUGUUCGACUCAUCUCACUCCUUGAGACACAAGUUGUCGCUCAAGGAAGCACGGAAAACGACCUUCCAGAAGAUUUGCCGAAAAUUAGAUCAAUGUUUGGCAUUACAAGGGUCUCGCAGACUGCUGUUCGUUCUAAUCUACCAACAUUUUAUGACAUUCGAAAACACUAUAAGAUAUGGGAGAACCUACCAACAGAAGAGUUCAAGCAGAUAACUCGGGACUGGAUUGGUCAAUACGCUGUGCCGUUGUCCUUUGCAGGCUGGUCAAAUGAUUGGACCCGGUUUCAACGCAUAUGGGAUUGGAUCAGACCAUUUUCCCGCUGGGGGUCUCUUGACGUCGAUUAUGAUUUUUACAACACCUCCUGCUCGAUAGCAAGAAUGCGUCUUCAAACAUUGGGAGACAUCAUUCCAGUCGCAUAUCGCACUGAUGACCACUCCCGCGCCAUAUUCCGAACCGGAGAACGCAUUUUCUACUGCCGAACACUUGAUCGUACUGUUGAUAGAGAAAGCGUCAUGGACAUUGACUACGAAGAUGAGGAUGACAUUGUCUUGGGGAUUUUGCCACUCACGUACAGAGAGUUCAUAUCCGAUCCUCUAUCCAUUAUCCCCCACGUUUCCGACUACGAUACACAGCGAAACCUAACGGAUUGGGUCCCUCCCUACAGCCACAGUGCACAGAGCCGCAUUGCUGGAACUGUACGUACGAUUCGCAAAUACCAGAAAGAGACAUCUGGGAAGAUUCCGGAGAAUGCAAGUAUGGAGUCCUGGACAGAUGAAGAAUGGGACGAAAACUAUCGCGCUACCAACGAACGGCUUCAAGAUAGGAGAAGGAAUAUCCCGGAAUUUGUGGAGGGACCCGCAUACUUCGUGCCUAUAUAGUACAUUUGUUAUGCAUAUCUU
Fomitiporia mediterranea MF3/22 is the source of this 1068-nucleotide messenger RNA. RefSeq lists its product as uncharacterized. The transcript has 2 exons. The record is from RefSeq and is a predicted model, not a curated record. NCBI's taxonomy places the organism in Eukaryota, Fungi, Basidiomycota, Agaricomycetes, Hymenochaetales, Hymenochaetaceae. The coding region runs from base 106 to 1047 and encodes 313 amino acids.